AUGAAAGAGGGUGAGAAGGUGGACAACUAUGUCUCAAGAACCUUAACCGUGGUGAACAAAAUGAAGGUACAUGGAGAACGAAUGGAGCAGAAUGUGGUGGUUGAAAAAAUCCUGAGGUCUAUGACAUCCAAAUUUAAUUAUGUUGUGUGUUCGAUAGAAGAGUCAAAUGAUCUUAGCACCAUGAGCAUUGAUGAACUUCAUGGGAGUCUGUUAGUUCAUGAACAACGGAUGCAAGGGUAUCAAGAGGAAGAGCAGGCGUUGAAGAUCACCUAUGAAGAUAAGGCAGGAAGAGGAAGGGGUACAUCAGUGUUUAGAGGAGGUCGAGGCAGAGGAAUGGGAAGACAGCCCUUGAAUAAGGCUAUCAUCGAAUGCUUCAAGUGUCAUAAGUUGGGACACUAUCAGUAUGAGUGUCCGGACUAG
Molecule: messenger RNA, 420 nt
Organism: Rosa chinensis
Lineage: Eukaryota; Viridiplantae; Streptophyta; Magnoliopsida; Rosales; Rosaceae
Exons: 1
Coding region: 1-420 (139 amino acids)
Molecular function (GO): zinc ion binding; nucleic acid binding
Source: RefSeq, a predicted model, not a curated record